GAAAUGAAACACAAAUAAAACAAGCACAUUAUUUAAAAUUUCACUUUUUUUUUAGAAAAUUAUUAACUGAAAAUUUUAGUGAAGUAUAUAUAUGUUAGUUAUUAUUUAUAUUUCAAUUUAACUACAUUAUUAUUCUAUAUAAAAGAAAAGAAACCUUAUCAAGAUUAUAAUAUGCUUCAACCAGAUGAACUUGAUGCAAUAGAAAAAUUAAAUGAAUUAUGUGAAAAAGAAGAAAAAUUAGAUAAACAACCAUUUAAAAGAAAUCAUAAAAAUCAUCAUCAUGAACAUCAUAAUAAUAAUUUAUCAUCUGUAUUUCGUUGUAGUGAUACACGUACAUUGAAAGCAAUAAAAAAUGUAUCAAAAGAUGAAUUCAAUACUACUAAUACUACUGAUACUACUACUACUACCAAUACUACUAAUAGUAAUCAUAAUAGUAAUAUAGAUGAUAAUCAUUUAAUACCAACUGGUUUACCAAGAAUUCAAACAAAAAUUACUGUUAAAAUAUUAAAAUAUGAUUGUUGUAUCACAGUAAUAUUAGAUCCAACAACUAAAUUAAAUACAAUUAAAGCAAUGUAUGAUUUAAAUGAACAACUUAUUAUUAUUGGUUAUCAACGUUUAAUUACAUUAAAAACAUUAGAUCAUUUGCCAAUGAAAUUUAAUGCAAUUAUUGAACAAAAUAAUAAUUUAAAUUAUGAUUUAACAACAUACGUUGAACAUCGAUAUAAAGUAAAUUUAAAUAUGUAUUAUUUAAAUUCAGCGCGUGUAAAACAAAAAAAUAAUAUUGUUUAUAUUAUUAUACCGCGGAAAAUUUAAAUAUAUACAUAUUCAAUCAUAAUAAUAAUAAUAAUAAUAAUAAUAAUAAUAAUAAUAAUAAUA
Messenger RNA from Schistosoma guineensis, 876 nucleotides. The record is from the annotation of a GenBank genome assembly. Lineage: Eukaryota; Metazoa; Platyhelminthes; Trematoda; Strigeidida; Schistosomatidae.